Messenger RNA from Conger conger (European conger), 3196 nucleotides. RefSeq names its product cnksr family member 3 (gene cnksr3). Gene Ontology annotation, biological process: regulation of signal transduction. The record is from RefSeq and is a predicted model, not a curated record. Gene Ontology annotation, cellular component: membrane; cytoplasm. Lineage: Eukaryota; Metazoa; Chordata; Actinopteri; Anguilliformes; Congridae. The transcript has 14 exons. Bases 262 to 1887 code for a protein of 541 amino acids. Gene Ontology annotation, molecular function: protein binding.
AACGUGCUGUGGUUUGCAUGAACUCCUGACGAUAACUGCAAAUGACACACUUAUAACAUCGAAUUUUGCGCAAGUCAUAUUGCUGCUGUUCAUUGUUUCCCGGGUGACAAUAUAAACAUUUCCCCUUUAGCAGUUUCAGGUGAAUGUUGUCGUCGCACUGAAACUGUAACCUGAUCCCGCUCCGCCCCCAACCUUCUCCUGGGCACAGGAACCCAGCUGCUCGUUCCUGCGCGUUCACAAUUCACAUGGAUUCUGUCUAACAUGCAAGUUAUGGAACCCAUAACGAAGUGGUCUCCGACUCAAGUUGUCGAUUGGAUGAAAGGGCUGGACGACAACCUUCAGCAGUACGUCCGUGGCUUUGAGCUGGAAAAGAUAAACGGCGAGCAGCUGCUGAAGAUCUCGCACCCUGACCUGGAGGAGCUGGGAGUCGCCAGGAUCGGCCACCAGGAGCUCGUGCUGGAAGCUGUGGACCUGCUGUGCGCUCUGAACUAUGGAGUAGAGACGGACAACCUGAAGAAUCUGGUUGCGCGGAUGCGGGCAUCUUCCAACAACCUCCACAACUGUGCGUGGGAGCGCAGGAAGAACCCUUCCUAUGAGGGGGUGACCUCUGGCAAGCCACCCAAUGAGUUCCUCACCUCUGUGGUGGAGCUGAUUGGAGCAGCAAAGAGCCUGCUCGCCUGGCUGGAUAGAACUCCUCUGACCGGCAUUAGCGACUUCACCGCUACCAAGAACAAAAUUAUUCAGCUAUGUCUGGAACUGACAACCACAGUUCAACAGGACUGCACUGUGUACGAGAUGGAGGAAAAGAUCCUGGAUGUUUCAAAGGUUUUGAGCAGCAUCUGCGACCAGACUGUGAGAAUCACCUCUGACCCCAUGAUGAGCCAGCCAGCCUGUCUGGAGGAGGUGCAGAUCCAGGACGUCAAGGCUGGGGAGGGACUGGGCAUGUACAUAAAAUCCACUUACGACGGGCUACACAUCAUCACGGGCACUACUGAACAUUCUCCAGCGGACAGAACUCACAAGAUCCACGCCGGGGACGAGGUCAUUCAGGUCAACAAGCAGACAGUGGUGGGCUGGCAGCUGAAGAACUUGGUGGGAAAGCUGAGGGAAGACCCUUUGGGUGUGGUGCUAGUCCUGAAGAAGAGGCCCACUGGUACCUCCAGCUUUGCCCCGGCCCCCCUGAAAAACAUGCGCUGGAAGCCCCCCCUAGUGCAGAGCGCCCCCUGUAUGCCCAAAGCCCAGUCUCCGGAAAGCUUGAUGGACUCCUCCAAGAAGGAGAAGCCCGCCAUCUUGGACCUGUACAUCCCCCCUCCUCCUGCUAUGCCCUACAUGCCCAGAGAUGGAAAGGCGAGCAUGUGCUCUGGCGCCAGCAGGAGGCAGAAGGGCUCGGAGUCGCCCAACUCCUUCCUGGACCUGGAGAGCCGACGGCGCUUCACCAUCGCGGACUACGAGAACAAGCUGACAGUCCACCCCAUCGAGGUCAACGUGCUGCAGCCACGCCUGAGGGAGCAGACCUCCUCUCGCGCUAAGCCCCGCCCCCUGUCCAUGCCAGUGGAUACCUGCAUAAGCAUCACAGACCCAUAUUCCAGGCCCUGGUUGCAAGGAAGGAAAGGGGAGGACGGCCUGCACAGAUACCUGAGCAGCGAGCGCAUUCCCGCCAUCGCAGAGGAAGCCCCGCCCUUCCAGCCCCCUUACAGGCCGACGUCGCGGGGGGCGGACCACAUCCGGGGCAGCCGCUGCCUGGUCGACCUGCACAACAGCGCCACCAUCCCCUACCAGGAGGACUGCGGCAAAAAGAACACCCCCGCCCCGGCCUCCAAGCCACCAGCAGCAGAAACCUCGGUCCUCGGCAACUUGAUCAGCCGCCUGAAGCUGCUGACCCAUUAGCAUGCGGCUCGUGCUGGGUCACCCGCUCGUCGUCUCCCCCACGCUCGGUGCCUCUUUUCUCCCGCACCCCCCUCCCCGGCAGUCUGGCACAGCAAGUGCCAGACCUCACUCGGACUCCAAGCCGAGCCGGGUUGUUCCGUUAGAACCCUUCGCCGCAUUUCAGCUCCUUUUUGGAGCGCUGUCCGGGUCCCACAGAAGCCCCUUUGUGAAGACGGUGGAAGAGUCGGUGAAUAAAGUCACUGUUCUACGGGUUAUGCAAGGCGCGGAGGGCGCUAUUGGAGGCAGCGGUAGCUCUGCCACGUCUUAUUUUUCACUUCUCCAAACGGAAAAGGAAAGAAUUAUUCAGGUUCUAGAAACACUUGCCUUAUUUUCUGGGAAUAAACUGUCUUAUGUGUGACGUUUAAGUUAUUAGUUUUUUUUUGUCGUUUUUUUUGGUUGAAAACUUCUCUGUACAGUCGUUUUGAUUUUGACAUGCCAAAGUAUUGGGACCCGUUUCAAUUAUUCCUCCCCAUGCUAUGCAUUUCUUAGUAAAUGUACCUCAAGCAAAGUUAACACUAGAAUGAAAAAAAGAGUUUUUUUCUAUUUCAGAUAGAGUUGUGUAUUUCAUGUUGUUUACCUGUUAGAUUUUGUUGAUAAUGCACACACUGCCAGUGGUGGCCUCUUGUCAGCUAUGCAGUUAGGAUGCCUUUAUGCAGUACUGUUACACACGAUGCUUUUACCCUGAACCUUACAUGUGACGGAAUCCAUUUUGUGGUCCUGGUCACCCUGUCGUAGGUUGGUGCACAGCGGUCAGGUCAUGGCGUUAUCAGCCCAGUUCUCUCUGGACUCAGACAGAUCUUCCUUCAGCCUGUGUCCUCACCCACUGUGUCUAAGAGCUGUGCUGCUCCCAGCGUCAUUUGUUUCAGAUAACCAGCAGGGGGGAGGAAACGGCACUGUGCCUUCAUUACUGUCAAUUGAGUAUGCAAGCACAUACACACACACACACACACGCACACACACGCAUAGAUGCACCUACCAGCUAACUCUCAUAACGUUUCAGAAACGUUGAGAGAUUGUUACGUUUGUUUGAGCUGUUUGUAGCAGACUAGCCUUGUAAACCUCAGGGGUUGUUGGCCUCCCUAGGAACCGUGGGACAGAUCGCCCUGUUAAACACGCAGAUCGAGGCCACGGAUAGCUUGACGUUGAGUCUUACAAGAGUACAGUAUUAAAUAUUCAUAUUGAGAAAAGUGUACGUUAAUGUGUUGUAUCACAACUGCCUUUGUAAUGCUGUUGAAAAUAGUAUAUUAAAAUAAAAGUGCAAUUGAUUCAA